Molecule: messenger RNA, 2469 nt
Organism: Cyprinodon tularosa
Lineage: Eukaryota; Metazoa; Chordata; Actinopteri; Cyprinodontiformes; Cyprinodontidae
Product: putative protein MSS51 homolog, mitochondrial
Exons: 8
Coding region: 307-1581 (424 amino acids)
Source: RefSeq, a predicted model, not a curated record
ACCCCUUAACCUCAGAUGACAGCAGCGCUCUAACCCUCCCUUCUCCCACUCCUGGUGUGUGAAGUCUUCCAGACUGCACCAACAAGGCUCCCUGAGGUGGUGACACGCAACACAAGCAGCUGUCUAUCUCUGUUUGUUUUUUAUCCAGUUUGCACUGAGAUCUGAGAAAAACCUGUAGUUACCUGGAAGGAGCUCAGCUCGUUUUGAGGAGAAGACCGAUGAGUGUUUUGUACCACGAGUAGAUGGUCAUAUUUCCCUCCUCUCUACCCCCUCCUGCUUUUAGAAGAAGUACCUAGUGGACCUAACAUGGCAUCCCAGACCCCAGCACUCCCACAGUCCUAUGCUCCCGGAGCAAACAGCAUCUUUUCUGACCAGUCAGGCUUCUUUUCACUCGACUCCAAUGUGCCUGGCCUCUCUAAGGUUAUUCUCAAUCAGCUCAACAUGAAGGACUACGGAGAAUACAGGGCUGCUGUGGAGGGAAAGUCUAAAGGAGUCCUGUUCCGAAACUACAAGGAGAUGUUUCAGAAGAUGGAAGAAACGUUCAAGUUCUGCACUGGCUGCAACAAACUCCCAGAACACCUCACAGAGGGACAGACCCUAAAGCGCUGUGUGAAGUGUUUGAAUGUGUACUACUGUGCGAAGGACUGUCAGAAAAAGGACUGGCCUCAUCAUAAGAAAGUGUGCAAAAUCCUGCGGUUGGUGGCAAUUGACCGGUUGGUGGAGUGGCUGAUUUUCACUGGAGAUCUUCCAAUCCCAACUCAAAAAUGGUCUAGGUCAGCUGCAGACGUGAAGAGCUGGGACGACUGGCUUCCCAUGCAGGAAGACCUCCCCCAAAGUCUGGAAAAGAUCAUAUCCAGUGCCAAUAUGGCAACUCUUUGGAAGAAUGUCAGCAGGACACGACCCGACGUUGACGACCUGAGACAGUCCUUAUGGAGAAUUCAGAGCGAGUUCCUUUCUAGGGUUCUCACAGUUGGUAUGGCAAUCCGACAUUUUGCCCUGGACCCAUAUAGUAAGCCUCUCACAGUUCACCUAGUAGGGGUGUCCCACAAUGAGACGAUGGGAGCCAGAGUGACUGACUACGAUGAGCUGAGCCACAUGUUUCCUGGACAUCAGGGCAUUGAGAUAGUUAUGGUGGGACCAGAGGUGGUGGAUGGUCCCAUUGUGAGACCUCCGCUUAGAGCAUUUGGCCCCAAACACAAGGUGUACAUCAGUGCCUAUAAGAGUCUCUACCAUCAGUUCUGGGAGGAUGUGAUCGAGAGAGGGGAUGCUGCCAAGCCAGACAUUGUUGUCGGAUUUCAUCCAGGGUUCCAUGCCAAUCAGGGUUUGGUUGAAGGAUGGCUGCCCACCUUACUUCUGCUCAGAGACUACAACAUCCCUUCUUUCUUCACCAUGUACAGUGAAAUGGAGCUCAAGUAUUCCCUAGAGAUCCUUUUUGAGCUGGAGGUGCACAUCAUAGAAAGUGGACCCAAUCCGUUCACCUCCCAGAAGCCAGAGCAGGUCCAAGCCUGUCCAAACAAGCCCCCCGUCUACUGCAACUCUCACUACGUCCAAUUCCAGGGGCUUCUGCCUCAACAGGACUAGGAGGGGCCAGGAGCUACUAACCAUGGAACCCAUAGAAGAAAAUCAGUUUAUUACACUGUAGAUGUUGUAGAGUCUCACUCACUGAGGGACACUGAACCUGGUCAUACCACACAGGAUCCCUACCACUGCAUUAUAAGUGAAAUAAACAAAACCCUGAAUAGUGAUGGAAUAGACUAUUUCAUCAGACAGACAAUAGAAAUAUCCUGAAGCUCAUUUUCUUUGAUGAUGUUAGCAGCAGGGCCACGGAGGUUUCUCCGCUGCGGGCGUGCCAUGGUAACGCUGUCGGAUAAAAAGGGUCAUUGUUAUACAUUCAUAAUGAGUCCAUAAUUAGUUCUGUCAUUGUUUGAUGGUUUCCUUUGAUUCAUUCUGUGCCUUAGACCAAUCAACAAAUCUCACAACAGCUGCGUGAAAGUGGAUCAUAUACUAAUGAAACCCCUGAUGUGAUCAAGGAAUCAGAUUACAGUCAUUUCACAGGGCUGUAGAUCUUCGCUAAUGUAUCAUAUGCUCUAUUGUUUGGUCCGGGGGGAUGUUCGUUAUCAACUGCCAGAGCCAGCUGGAGGCACUGAGCUGCUGCUAGCUAAUGACCUGGUGCUGCGGGGAAUCAAAUUGAUGGGAUUGUAUUGUAUUACAGGCAUUAUAUUAUUAAGCCAGGAAUGUAAAACAAAUCAAAAGACAAACUUAGUUUACUUUACAUUUUUAGGGCUGAAUAACUAAAUAAAAAAUAUACCAUACUGGCUAAAAGUAGGCUUUUGUGUUGUUAUUUUUUUAUGUGGCCUCUGUUGGUACAAAGCAUCUGCAGAUUGGUUAAAACCAGUCGUUGGUCUCCCAAAACAUCCUUGUUGAGGGUUUAUUUGUUCAUUUUAGGUAAAAACCCUCACUAGAGAUGAU